Messenger RNA from Ochlerotatus camptorhynchus, 3800 nucleotides. RefSeq lists its product as uncharacterized. Gene Ontology annotation, molecular function: serine-type endopeptidase activity. The transcript has 2 exons. NCBI's taxonomy places the organism in Eukaryota, Metazoa, Arthropoda, Insecta, Diptera, Culicidae. The coding region runs from base 1 to 3798 and encodes 1265 amino acids. Gene Ontology annotation, biological process: proteolysis. The record is from RefSeq and is a predicted model, not a curated record.
AUGCGCAUUCGCGAUUCAUCAUAUUUUCUCCUACUAAGCAGAUACCUUGGGAUAACCUUGUUGAUAGCUCACGGGUCUUCGCAAACCACUGAUGGAAGUGAAAUUCCUUGUCGAGAUGGAGGAUUAUGUGUACCGUUCUAUAUGUGUUCUAAUAGUAAGAUCAUAACAGACGGAACGGGAUUAAUCGAUCUUCGUUUUACUGGAGAGGAUUGUCCAGAUAAAUUGAUUUGUUGUCAGGAUACCGCUGCCGUUGGGUCACGAAUAUCAGAGUGCCAAGGAAAGUGCGUUCCGUUGUCCCAGUGCUUGGAUGAUGUGUAUGAAGAUACAGUCGUUGAAAAUAGUGUAUUGGAUAUUGGAAAAACAAGUUGUUCUGACAACCAAAUUUGUUGCAAUAAUGUACGGCAACCGCAAUUUACUAACAUGAUUGUUUCCCCCUACAAACAAUGUCAGGGAAAAUGUGUACCUUUCUACCAGUGCUCUGGAGGGAAACUGAAUAGUUUUGGAAAAGAUAUAAUCAACUUGAGGAGCACUGAUGAUGGAUGUGGUGGAGACGAAUUAGUGUGCUGUAUGGAAACAGAUAUUAAAAAGCCAAACAUCGAGCUGCCCAAAUUGUGCGAUGGAACAUGCGUUCCGUUCUAUCAGUGUUCGAAUGGGUCAUUCAACAGUGCUGGCGAAGGAGUGAUCAAUUUAAGAAGCUUCGACAAUGCAUGUCCAGGAGAACAGGUUUGCUGUAGUUCCAAACCCAUGCCAAACAUUGAGGUGCCCAAACUGUGCGAUGGAACAUGCGUUCCGUUCUAUCAAUGUUCAAAUGGGUCAUUCAACAGUGCUGGCGAAGGAGUGAUCAAUUUAAGAAGCUUCGACGAUGCAUGCCCAGGAGAACUUGUUUGCUGUAGUUCCAAACCCAUGCCAAACAUUGAGGUGCCCAAACUGUGCGAUGGAACAUGCGUUCCGUUCUAUCAAUGUUCAAAUGGGUCAUUCAACAGUGCUGGCGAAGGAGUGAUCAAUUUAAGAAGCUUCGACAAUGCAUGUCCAGGAGAACAGGUUUGCUGUAGUUCCAAACCCAUGCCAAACAUUGAGGUGCCCAAAUUGUGCGAUGGAACAUGUGUUCCGUUCUAUCAAUGUUCAAAUGGGUCAUUCAACAGUGCUGGCGAAGGAGUGAUCAAUUUAAGAAGCUUCGACGACGCAUGUCCAGGAGAACUGGUUUGCUGUAGUUCCAAACCCAAACCACACGUCGAGGGGCCCAAACUGUGCGUUGGAACAUGCGUUCCAUUCUAUCAAUGUUCAAAUGGGUCAUUCAGCAGUGCUGGCGAAGGAGUGAUCAAUUUAAGAAGCUUCGACGAUGCAUGUCCAGGAGAACUGGUUUGCUGUGGUUCCAAACCCAAACCACACAUCGAGGGGCCCAAGCUGUGCGGUGGAACAUGCGUUCCAUUCUAUCAAUGUUCAAAUGGGUCAUUCAACAGUGUUGGCGAAGGAGUGAUCAAUUUAAGAAGCUUCGACGAUGCAUGCCCAGGAGAACUUGUGUGCUGUAGUUCCAAAUCCAAACCACACGUCAAGGGGCCCAAAUUUUGUGACGGAACAUGUGUUCCGUUCUAUCAAUGUUCAAAUGGGUCAUUCAACACUGCUGGCGAAGGAGUGAUCAAUUUAAGAAGCUUCGACGAUGCAUGUCCAGGAGAACUGGUUUGCUGUAGUUCCAAACCCAAACCACACGUCGAGACGCCCAAAUUGUGCGAUGGAACAUGCGUUCCAUUCUAUCAAUGUUCAAAUGGGUCAUUCAACAGUGCUGGCGAAGGAGUGAUCAAUUUAAGAAGCUUCGACGACGCAUGUCCAGGAGAACUUGUGUGCUGUAGUUCCAAAUCCAAACCACACGUCAAGGGGCCCAAAUUUUGUGACGGAACAUGUGUUCCGUUCUAUCAAUGUUCAAAUGGGUCAUUCAACACUGCUGGCGAAGGAGUGAUCAAUUUAAGAAGCUUCGACAAUGCAUGUCCAGGAGAACUUGUUUGCUGUACUUCUAAACCCAUGCUAAACAUUGAGGUGCCCAAAUUGUGCGAUGGAACAUGCGUUCCGUUCUAUCAAUGUUCAAAUGGGACAUUCAACAGUGCUGGUGAAGGAGUGAUCAAUUUAAGAAGCUUCGACGAUGCAUGUCCAGGAGAACUGGUUUGCUGUGGUUCCAAACCCAAACCACACAUCGAGGGGCCCAAGCUGUGCGGUGGAACAUGCGUUCCAUUCUAUCAAUGUUCAAAUGGGUCAUUCAGCAGUGCUGGCGAAGGAGUGAUCAAUUUAAGAAACUUCGACGAUGCAUGUCCAGGAGAACUGGUUUGCUGUAGUUCCGAACCUGAGGUAAUUGCCAGUACAUGCCAAUGUGUACCUUUUAAUCAGUGCUUGGACGGUACUGCCAACAUGAGCGGUAAAAAUCUGCUAGACUUGAGGAGUACUAAUCAAGACUGCCCAGGAAAUCAAGUUUGCUGUUCUAAUCCAAGACCUAGCCAUAUGGAAACGGCAAACUCAAACGAGUGUAAAGGAACGUGCGUUCCAUUUUAUCAAUGCUUGAAUGGAAAAUUCAACACGGGAGGAAAAGACAUUCUAGAUCUUCGUUUAAAUAACUGCCCUGGAGAUUUAGUGUGCUGUGAAGCUCCAACAGUACCAAAGAUUCCCGAUAAACGAGUUUGUGAGGGAGCAUGUGUUCCAAUACGGCAAUGCAAUACGGCUGGUAAGGAUAUUCUAAACUUACGGAGCUAUUACGAUUGCCCAGGUGACCAGAUCUGUUGUGAAUUAUCAGCGAAAGUAAAACAAACAAGCAAGCUAUGUGAUGGAAAAUGUGUCCCCCCGGCGCAGUGUAGCGAUUCGCCAAGCACAAUGGUGACACAACUCAUAGAUGCUCGAUUAGGAUUAACCUACACUGGAUGUUUGGAUGGUAAUGUGUGCUGUGCAAAUCCAAUAAGAAUGACUCCAGAUGCAGAUAAAUGGAUGGAUUGGAUAAACGACAUAAACAAUAUGGUCGUUGCCCAAAAUGUUAAAAAGACUGGAAAGUGCUCCUUGGACAUUGUUCGUGGUGUUGAAAGUAUCAAGGAGAAUGAAAUUCCGUGGUUGGUGACAGUUUGGAGAAGAAAUCAUCGUUUAGGGGUAAUGCAUGACGAAUAUCUUUGUGCUGGAACACUUGUGAGGGCAGACGUAGUUUUUGUUCCAGCCGAUUGCAUCCAAGGCGAUCCUAAUGCCCGAUUAUUCGUAAGAACAGGAAGCUAUAAUUUGAAAGCGAUGAGUGGUUAUAAGGAGCUCCAGAUAAUCAGAAAAAUUAUUCAUCCGGAUUACGACAACGCAUACAACCCGAACAAUGCUGCUUUACUAUUCCUGCCGGAACGCAGUAAAAAUAAACCUCAUGAAGCAUGCAUAUUCGGCAUCAAGGAACAAUUGCGCGAACAAGACUGUCUGAUCGCUGGAUGGAACAGCCUUGACUUGCGGGAUGUUCGCAAUCCGUUCACCAUGCCGAAGAAAUUGUACUCACCAAUUGUAAGGACAACAACCUGUCGGCCGGGUUCUUUCUGCACGGGAAGGAAUCAGUUCAUUGAAAGCUGCGACAGACUGCAUGGCUCACCGGUUAUAUGCCUCGAUCAGUCCGGACACAACUGGAAGAUAGCGGGAAUGGUUGUAAAGAAUAAUGUACGAUGCGACCAAAACGGCAUCCCGGAUUCGCUGCUCGAGGUUACCCGUUUGGAACCUUGGAUUCGAGAACAACUUUCACCGAGCUUUGUGCAAAAACCGGCUGUCCAUGAACCAUCUCGAAAGUAUUUACCUGUUAAGUAAUG